This is a messenger RNA of Aspergillus uvarum CBS 121591, 360 nucleotides long. RefSeq lists its product as uncharacterized. Bases 1 to 360 code for a protein of 119 amino acids. The transcript has 2 exons. The record is from RefSeq and is a predicted model, not a curated record. NCBI's taxonomy places the organism in Eukaryota, Fungi, Ascomycota, Eurotiomycetes, Eurotiales, Aspergillaceae.
AUGGUUGGAUGGCUGAUGAAUGACGAUGAGAAGAACGAUACCGGCAAGUUGCAUGUCCAUAUCUCACAAAAUCGGCACGAGAUUUUCAUAACAUUUGUCGAAUACGAUGCAAGAUAUCUCGCGUAUCUGAAGAAUCCGCCAGUUAAGAACGAGGUAUCGAAACCUGGAAAUUCACAGAGCAAACCGUCUGCGAGUCAAGCGCCUGAGACCGGUGUGCCAUCCUUCCUGACCAUGCAUCAAUAUGGCCCUUGGGAUACUCAACAGCGGUCCCACAUGAAGAACUUGGGCCCCAUCCUUCUUGCCAUCGCCCUUUAUGCUGAAGGCGAGGUCCGAGCAAGACCGAGGUCGCAACGCGGUUAA